Molecule: messenger RNA, 3714 nt
Organism: Penicillium angulare
Lineage: Eukaryota; Fungi; Ascomycota; Eurotiomycetes; Eurotiales; Aspergillaceae
Product: gag/polymerase/env polyprotein
Exons: 1
Coding region: 1-3714 (1237 amino acids)
Biological process (GO): DNA integration
Molecular function (GO): nucleic acid binding
Source: RefSeq, a predicted model, not a curated record
AUGCGUGGUCCGUUAGAGGUGACUAGGAAGCUAGCAUGCAGAGAUAGUUUGACAAUAAAUCUCAAAGUUACCUAUGAUUCUUCCUCUACGGAUUCCAAGGCAUUAGUGGAUAGCGGAGCGAAUGUGUACGCAAUGAUAGACGAAGGGUAUUGCCGAUCGCUAGGCAUACCGACGCGGAAGCUGGCCGAUCCGAUCGACCCGACAGGCUUCGAUGGCAGUCCGGCACCACAGAUCACAAGUUAUGCGAUGCUUGAUAUUACGAUUGAUGGCCGAGAGCAGCGAGAUCUCCCAUUCUUGGUCACGAGGCUGGCAGGCACAGAUCUGAUGCUUGGACUACUCUGGUUCGAAGAGGUUGGCGCGUUGAUCGAUUGUAAGAACCGAUGUCUUCGCUGGCCGUCUUGCGAGGCUUCGGUAGCGCCUGUCGCGUCUGAGCCAGUGGCGCUAGUCGCGUCUAGACCAGUGAGGCGUACGUAUAACAAUUACCAUCAGACCGAUACAAUGGUGAAGAUGCACCGGUCUCUGGCGGACGAGAGUUACGAUUAUGGACCACCCAGGGUGAGGCAGACUCGGCUUGCCACGCCAGCGGGCUUCCAGAUCGCGAUCGUGGGGGCUCCUGGCUUCCAUCGGCAUCAGCAAGAGGAGGGCACAGAGGUCUUUGUAUCCAGUCUCCAACAGAUUGAGAAGGUGCUGGAUGAGAUGGAAGAUUCAGCGGAGCUGGACGAUGUGAAGCAGAAGGUGCCACAUCACUAUCACGAUUACGCAGAUGUCUUUUCGAAAAAGGCAUCGGAUGCGAUACCCCCAUAUCGUAAAGGGGUGGACUGUGAGAUACGACUGGAAGGGGAAGGAUUUGAUCCCGGAUACUGCCCUUUGUAUAAGAUGUCAAGGGAAGAACUUGAAUUCUCGCGUCAGUAUAUUUACGAUAAUAUCGGGAAAGGGUUCUUGAUACCGAGCACAGCACCUUUCGCAUCGCCAAUCCUAAUUGCGCGUAAGCCAGAUGGUGGACUCCGGUUCUGUGUUGAUUAUCGUAAGCUGAACGCGAUCACGAAGAAAGAUGGCUAUCCACUUCCCCUGAUCGAUGAAUUAAUGCAGCGUGUUGCUGGAGCGAGGUACUUCACGAAGCUGGAUAUUCGGCAAGGGUUCCACAGGAUUCGGAUGGCGGACGGAUCGCAGGAUUUGACAUCCUUUCGGUCACGAUAUGGCCAGUUCAAAUACACAGUGAUGCCGUUCGGGGUGACGAAUGGGCCUGCAACCUUUCAGCGAUAUAUCAACAAUGUGUUGGCCGACUGUCUGGACGUCUUUGCGACUGUGUAUGUAGAUGAUAUCCUCAUCUACAGUGAGACCCUCGAGGAGCAUAUCCAGCAUGUGCGUCACGUACUUGAGCGCCUGCGGGGUGCUGGCCUCCAGGCUGCCUUACACAAGUGUGAGUUCCACGUGGAGGAGACUAAGUUCUUAGGCUUUAUCGUCGGUGUCGACGGCGUACGUGCAGACCCGGAUAAAGUGGCAGUUAUCAAAGAUUGGGAGACUCCAACGACAGUACGGAGGGUGCUAUCGUUCUUGGGGUUCUGUAACUUUUACCGGCGAUUCGUGGCUGAUUAUAGCAAAAUUGCGCGCCCCUUACAUCAUUUGACGUGUAAAGGGACACCCUGGUCCUGGACGUCGGACUGCCAGGAGGCAUUUGACACUUUGAAAGCCGCGAUGGUGGAUGCACCGAUCCUGCGUCAUUACGACGUAUCCUUGCCGACACGCAUAGAGACAGACGCCUCGGAUGGUGUGAUAGGAGGAGUGUUAUCGCAGCUGCAAAAGGAUGACUUUUGGCAUCCAGUGGCUUUCUUCUCGAAGGCUAUGCAAGCCGCAGAGCGGAAUUACGAGAUCCACGACAAGGAGCUUCUGGCUAUUAUCCGUGCGUUGCAAGAAUGGAGGCCUGAGCUGCAAGGUGUCGGCUUCGAUGUUUUCUCUGAUCACCAAGCGUUGCAGUGGUUCGCUACGAAGAAGCGUCUCAACGUACGGCAGAUCCACUGGAUGCAGGACAUAGCCGGUUACCAGUUUACGAUCCAGUAUCGACCAGGGAAGGCUAAUGUUUUAGCUGACGUGCUUUCCCGGAAAGAGACUCUUCUCGGCGCUCCUGAGGAGCAGGUGGUGCUUCCUCCCCGAUUCUGGACGAAGCCGGUACUCUCUCCGGUCUAUACCAACGUGGUUGAUCGUGUAUUGGCAUCGAACCGCGCGGAUGAGAGCCUACAAGGGUUGCGUGAUCGUGCGAUGUCUGCGGAGCCGGGUGAUUGGUCGCUUAGCGAAGGGCUACUGCUGUCCAAUGGGAAGAUGGUAGUGCCUGACGAGGGCGAUUUACGCGCGCGGUUACUGGACGAGAUACACCGCCAACCAGGCCUUGCCCAUCCCGGUAUGGAGAAGAUGAAGCUUCUGUUGUCCCGUCAGUACCAUUGGCCCGGAUGGAGCAAAGAUGUGGAGCGAUAUUGCGACAACUGUACGACAUGUAAGCGUACGAAACCUUGGACGGAUCGAACUCCGGGGCUUCUGAACCCUUUGCCUAUCCCAGAGCGGCCCUGGCAGAGUAUCUCGGUUGAUUUUUGUGCCUUGCCGAAGGAUAAGGCAGGGUAUGACGAAGUUAUGGUGGUGGUGGAUAGGUUCAGCAAGCGGACGGUUAGCAUCCCGUGUCACCGUGAUAUUGAUGCUCGCAGUACAGCGCGUCUAUUCUGUGAUCAUAUCUUGCGUUGGUCUGGCCUCCCCGAUUCAGUGAUUAGCGAUCGAGGACCACAGUUCGUGGCCGAUUUCUGGGAGGAAUUCUGCCGCAUUCUAGGAAUCAAACGGAAGCUUUCUACUGCGCAUCAUCCGCAGACAGAUGGUCAGACGGAAGUGGCUAAUCGCUAUAUGGAGCAGAGGCUACGACCAUACGUGAACUACCACCAGGACAACUGGUCGGAUUUGCUUUGGUUGGUCGACUUUGCGGUAGCGAACAUACCGAGUGCGACCACUGGACAUUCGCCUUUCUUCAUCGAACGUGGGUAUGAGGCGCCACUAUCGUUCGAUUGGACAUCACCUGAGAAGGAUUCUCCAGAGAAGGAGGCCGGACGGGGGGCGGUGCGCGACCUAAAGUCGGUAUGGGAGGAGGUACGCCACUCGAUAUCGGAGGCUCAAUCGCGUCAGAAGUCAUACGCUGAUCGAUCUCGCCGGCCUGUUGAUUUCGAUGUCGACGAUAUGGUCUUCCUGUCCACGAAGCACCUACGCUUGGAGAGACCGUCUCGGAAGCUGUCAGAGAAAGCUCUUGGACCCUUUCGAAUCACUGAGAAGGUGGGUAAUUCUUACCGUCUGGAUCUGCCGGCGGAGUUGCAGAGUGUUCACGAUGUGUUCUCCCCUGACAAGCUACGACUGGCCUCGCAUACAACCCCGUUGACCGGCCAGAUCCCGGAUCCACAACCGCCAGUAGAGGUAGACGGUGGGAACGAAUGGGAGGUCGCAGAGGUGAUUGACUCGCGUCUUUUCCGUAAGAAGAUCCUGCAAUACCGUGCCAGAUGGGUCGGUAUCGAGGAUAACGCAUGGUAUCCAGCUGGUGAUUAUAAGAAUUCCACACGUGCGAUCCUGGAGUUCCACCGUCGAUACCCGUUGAAACCGGGGCCAUCUGUGCGUCUACCCUAUUGGAUUGAGGCUGCGGAGCGAGAUGAGUUCGCUGUCGAUCAUAUAGAUGAUGACAGAGCUGGUUGA